ACAGCCACAGCUACGGCCAUAGUCAAACCACUUCCCACAUCCACACCACACUCACACCCUCACACCCACCCACACCCACACCCACACCCACACCCACACCCACAUCCACACACCAACACCCUAAGGAUUGUUAUUGAAUCGAAGUAGUUUUCUCAUUUUUAUACGAUAAACCAUUCAAUUCUAGUUUAAUUUCUUCCACUUAGUGAGAAAUCGUAUUAACCAGAACAGUUUUAUGUAUAAUACUUACAUUGAUUUUUUUUAUUAUAGAGAAAAUAGGUCUAUACAUUAUAUAUGAGAAAGAAGUAGGAAAAAAAAACAAUAAAAGAAAAGAUAAUAAAGUUAAAAAAAUACAUGAGUCAUUGUAUCACACUAACAGAAACGGUAUUAAAGAGAAGAGUGAGAAAAACAUCGGACAGAACGAAGAAUGAAAAUAACUCUAGUUAAUAAUGUAUAUCGAAGGAAAGAAAGAACGAACACGUAUACAAAUACAAUAAAAUGCAUAUUUCGUGGUAAGUUUACGUACUUGCCAUAGCAUGUAUUAAGAGAAUCCCAUGCCUAGUGAGUUUCGAAAAAAUAAUUUAUUUUAUCAAACUAAAAUUUAAUUCGCAAUUACCGUACAUUUUUUGAGAAAGUCAUCAAAUUGUAAAUGCAGUAGUUAAAUUGAUACUACUCACAGUAUCAAUUCAAAAACAUUUCGAAUACCUUUCUUAAAAAGGCACGAAAUAAAAUUUAAAAUAUAUUUAAAAUAAAACAAGAAUAGAUUGAAUCUAAGCAAAAAUUAAAUUAGAAACACAUGGCAGGUAUUAGUCAUUUAAUGACUUCUAUUAAAGUCAAUGUGGCAAAACAAUUAUUGGUAAUUGUAUAUUGUUUUCAUUGAUUUAAAUUGAGACAGUAUUUAAAUAUAAAGAUAAAGAUUUGAAAAAAAGUAUUAUUUCAAAUGGAAAUAAAUGAAAAGCUUUCAAGUUUCAUUCAGGAAAAAAGACAAUCUGUUUGGAAUUUAGAUAACAGAACAACUAUCAAUAAAGUCAUGUAGAUAUUAUCAAAUAACACAAAUUUUAUAAUUGAUACAUAUGCAUAUUGUUUGGCACUGUUUGAUUUAUGACAGAAAAGUGUGCUCUUAAUUACUUUCAAAUAAAACAAUUCAGCUUGCAGUUUUAACCAAAUAAUCAGUGAUGGAAAAUUCGCGGCAGAAGAAACCUGAAUAGACCAACCAAGAUAAUUAGGGUGGAGUGUGGACUGUGGGUGUGUGGUGUGGGUGUGGGGUGUGGGAGGGUGUGGAUGUGGGUAUUGGUGUGACUAUGGCUGUAGCUGUGGCUGUGGAUGCUGAUUCAAAGAACAUCGGCAGGUACAUCCACACCACACCACACCACACCACACCCACAGCCACAUCCAAGUCCACACCCACACCCCAAUUUUUUUAAUAGAAGAUUAACGAACCAUUACUACCAAUUUUUUUGUAUGAUCAAAGUAUUAAGCGCGUAGUCAAUAAAUCUAAUGAGUAAAUUGAAAGUAUCUAAAAAAAAGUGCGUUGGUAUGAUGAUAUUGAUAUCAAUGACUAUUCAUAUUUAUGGAGAUUGAUUUGAAAAGAGAACGACAAUAUUUGAUUCAUAUGUGGCGACGUAUUUUUAUUCGUAUGAACUUUGAAUGUUAAGAUAACAUUCCCAUAUCAUGGUCGUCUCUAUGGUGCUGAUGCAUCAAUAGUUGGUGACAUAUCACUUGUUCAAGCAAUGGAUAAUUCUUCGAAAUAUGAUCGGCUAUUAGAUCUUAAUCGUGCAUUAUUUGUAAGUCGAGCAACUGCAACGAGAAAUAUUUAUAAUGAAAGUUACGUUUCUACAUAUUUUGUAUAUGACGACCUUGGUGUAUCACAUUAUUUUCUAUUUACAAUUGAUGUUGAGAAAACACCGAAAUUAAUCAAUAACGUGUCAAUUAAUGGGCCUGGUUACGGAUCAUUUUGGCAAAUAGCCGAUGAUGAAACACAACUUGUUGAAAUUCGAGAAUCUGCUCAUCCCGAUGCUUCUCUUAAAUUAGCUGUACUUGAUCAAACAAUAGGUCGAGUGAAUACAAUUUGUUUAUAUGCAUAUGGAACCUAUAGUCUUGUUAUGGCAUUUGGACGUCAACGUCGUAUUUACUAUAAUAUUAUUAGUUCAUCAUUAUUUUGUGGAGUUAAUGUUGAUUCAGGAAUAUGA
Molecule: messenger RNA, 2186 nt
Organism: Rotaria sp. Silwood2
Lineage: Eukaryota; Metazoa; Rotifera; Eurotatoria; Philodinida; Philodinidae
Source: the annotation of a GenBank genome assembly